Messenger RNA from Leptosia nina, 2415 nucleotides. The record is from the annotation of a GenBank genome assembly. NCBI's taxonomy places the organism in Eukaryota, Metazoa, Arthropoda, Insecta, Lepidoptera, Pieridae.
AUGUCGACUCCAGUCUCUAAUCGUAAAUAUGGAGCUCAAAAAAUUCGCCUUACUAUUCUGUGUGCCAGAAACCUUGUUCGGAGGGAUUUAUUUCGAUUGCCUGACCCUUUUGCAAAAAUUUCUGUGGAUGGAAGUGGCCAAGUCUACUCAACAAAUGCAGUAAAAGCUACUUUAGAUCCCAAAUGGAAUACACAUUAUGAUUUAUAUUUAACAAAAGGAGAUGGAAUAACUAUUAGCAUUUGGAAUCAGCGUAAAGUUCACAAGAGACAAGGAUCUGGUUUCUUAGGUUGUGUUAGAAUUCAGCCAUCAACUGUGCAUAAAUUAAAAGACACCGGUUAUCAAUGCCUAGAAUUAUGUGAGGAUAGCUCGGGUGAGGCUUGUGGAGUGAAAGGCCAGGUUAUUGUUUCUUUAUUAUCAAGAGAUGGUACAAGAGGAGAACCAGCCUCUGUUACUGGUGAGGGAUCACCACUAGCUGUAGUUGGACCAGCAGGUGAAGUCAGGGCACCUCGUGAACCACCUGUUAAUAAUGUUACAAAUUUACCAUUACCACAGCAUUGGGAAGAACGGUUCACACCAAGUGGAAGGCCAUACUACGUGAACCACGCAUUGAGACGCACACAAUGGGAGCGUCCAAGCGCAGAUACAUCCUCUCCGACUAGUCCACAACCUUCUCCACCACCCGGAUCACCAUCUCCCGCACCCUUGAGUCCAGCUUCACCAGUCUCGCCCCUCUCUCUUGUUUCGCCGUCAUCACCAAUAUCAGAAGCUGAUGUUAACCAGGGAAAUUCCAUUUCAUUGCGGCCGGAACCUCAGCCACAAACAGCUGUUCGAACGCGUGCAGUACCAUCGCAGUCUACGCCCUCAUCUUCCAAUCCAGUUCCUACACCUGUAGCUGCAACCGACUUACCGUCAGGAUUUGAGAUGAGGACAACAAAUCAAGGGCAAGUUUACUUCUACAAUAACAUAACGGGAACAUCUACGUGGCACGACCCACGAGUGCCGCAGCAUUUACGUCACUGCGCGGCAGCUGCAGGCCCGCUGCCUCCCGGCUGGGAGAUGCGACACGCGCCCUCUGGAAGGCCAUACUUUGUGGACCACAAUAAGCGGACUACGCAGUUUACUGACCCACGUCUUGCUCUCUCCGCUAGACUAACGCCGCCUUUAGAGUCGAACCCCACACCUAAUUCAGCGCCUGCUCCGCCUCCAACGAACGGUGCAAGCGAACCAGCAGACGCGGAUGCGCUACCCAAGUACAAACGGGACCUCGCAGCUAAAGCGAGGGUCUUGAGAGCGGAAUUACAAGCUCUCCAACCGCAAACUGGACAUUGUCGUAUUGAGGUUUCACGUAACGAAGUACUGGAAGAGUCGUACCGUCUUGUGAUGAAACUGCGCGGCAAGGAACUGCGCAAGCGGCUACUGGUGAAGUUCCGCGGCGAGGAAGGGCUGGACUACGGUGGUGUUGCUCGGGAAUGGCUCCAUUUAUUGGGGCGGGAGCUGUUUAACCCACAGUAUGGACUGUUUCAAUAUGCCAAUGCCGGAGAUGACCGCUACUCGCUCCAGAUCAACGCAGAUUCCGGGGUGAACCCGGAGCACUUGUCUUACUUCCACUUUGCUGGUCGAAUCCUCGGCGUAGCGCUAUUCCACGGUCAUCAGCUGGACGCCGCUUUCACUGCGCCAUUUUAUAAACAACUUCUAGGCCGUCCUAUAACACUGAGAGAUAUAAGGGAUGUCGAUCCAGAACUUCAUCGCUCACUUUCUUGGAUGCUAGAGAACAGCAUUGCUGGCAUAAUAGAUACAACAUUUGCUGUGGAAUGUUCAUCCUUUGGUGCGGUGCGGAGCGUGGAGUUGCGACCCGGAGGAACCAACGAGCCAGUAACAGAUAACAACAAGCGGGACUACGUGCGUUUGUACGUCGCGCACCGCUUCACCCGCGGCGCCGAAAGACAGUGGUUAGCCCUACAACGGGGUCUCGCAGACAUUAUUCCACCACAACUCCUGAGGCCACUCUCGCCCAGAGACCUCCAGCCCUUGCUUGCGGGCCGCGCAGACCUCGACCCGGCCGAUUGGAAACGACAUACCCGCCUCAAACACGUGAAUCCCGACGCACCUAUUGUAAAUUGGUUCUGGGAGAUCGUGGAAGACUUUGACGCUGAAAUGCGAGCCAGGCUACUUCAGUUUGUUACUGGUUCUCGGCGGGUCCCUCUAGCUGGGUUCAGAGCGCUGCAAGGUUCGACCGGAGCGGCUGCUCCGAGACUCUUUACCCUGCACCUAGUUGCUGACGCAUCUCCGGAUUCUCUUCCUAAAGCGCACACUUGCUUCAAUCGACUCGAUCUUCCUCCAUACCCGACUAAGGAGAAACUGCACGACAAACUCACACAGGCUGUCCUCGAAACUGCCGGCUUUGCUGUUGAAUAA